Molecule: messenger RNA, 1089 nt
Organism: Closterium sp. Naga37s-1
Lineage: Eukaryota; Viridiplantae; Streptophyta; Zygnematophyceae; Desmidiales; Closteriaceae
Source: the annotation of a GenBank genome assembly
AUGACAGUUGGUCCAACCCGCAAUGUACCACGGGAACGGACGCCGGAGCGAGACGCGGUGGACGUGGAGGACGCGGAGGACGCAGAGGACGCGGACGACGCGGAGGAGGAACCAGAGGGGCCAUACAAGGAGGCGGAUGUGGAAGGGGCGGAUGAGGCGCAGCCAGGGGGAACCGGCGAAGCGGAAACCACGCCGGCGGAGGGACAGGCAGAGACGAGUGAGGCGGCAGCUGCAAGGUCGGAGGCCCUGCUGUCGGGAGCGCGCGAGCGAGAGGGUCCCCACGGGGGGGGCCGGCACGCGGCGGACUCCAGACUGCGGGAGCGGGGGACACCGGGAAGAGACGAUCGAGCGGGGCAGGCGCCGAGCCCGCGCCGCAAAGGGAAGGCGGAGAGGUCACGCUCGCCGGAGAGGGAGCGGCGCCGCGAGGAGUGGCGCGUGGGCGAGCUCCGCCCGCACGGCGAGCGCCAGGAACAUGGGGAGUGGAGCGGUGGCGCCGCGCAUUCGGCGGGACGAUGGCAGCCGCGGGGUGAGAGGAGGCAGGUAGCGGAACCUGCGUCGCCGAAGCAGCACGGUCAGCAGCAAGGGGGGCGCAGCAGCAUCAGGCGCUCGCCAGGAGGGACGGGGCAGAGGGAGCGGAGAGACAGGAGUUGGUCCCGCUCGCCCGCUGGACGUCACGCGCGGAGGGAGAGGCACGACGGGGAGCAACGGUCACCAGAACGGCGCCAGUCGCGCACUUGGCAGGAGCACCUGGACACGUGGUCACCAUCACCAGAGAGGCGGCCGCGGCACGAGACGGGCAGGUGGGAGGAGCGGGAGGCGCGCGUGCCGCCGACGCCGCAGUGGGGACGGACAGAAGGGCGGGGAGGAUCGUGGGAGAGGCGGAACGAGUCCGGAGGGAGCCGUCAAGAGGGCAGGACAGGGAGCGGAACCUUGGCGCAGGGAGCAGAGCGGGCACGGGAGGCCAGAGAGGGCAUGCUGAGGGCACGGGAGAGGGGACCAGAGGGAAGGCGGACAGACGGGGCCAGGGAAUCAUGGGGAGAGGGGCGGGGGGGUGGCACCGGCACCCCGCGGGUGGAGACGCAAGCCUAG